CCUGAAGUACACGCGAGUUAACGUAUAUUUGUAUUUGCCGGUUGUGAUUUGAACGACUGCCAACGAAACGUCGUGCGUUGUGGAACUAUGAUAUCUCUACAUACCGAUGACAAGAAUAAAUAGGCAAGAAGUAAUUUUUUACGGAUGAUUCUGGGAUCGAAGCAAGCAAUUGCUGCUGCAUGUGUCAAUCACUAGAACUCCAAAAAAAGUGAUAUCUGAAUUAGUGCUGCGUCGAGUUUUGGCGCAGCGAGCGCUCUGAAACUGAGACGUAAAUGUUCGCCUUAAAUAAUUGUAGAAUGCGGGAUCAGAGAACACGUAUAAGUCAGAUGUUCACAAUGUUCGACGAGGUGAGCCACUCGGGGGGCAACUGCAAAAAUGCGAGCGCGUGCGUAGGAGGGUUUGCAAGAAUUUAUACCCAGAUACGUCAGAUGAAGGCGGAGAAUCCAGACGCCGUGCUUUUGAAUGCCGGGGAUAAUUUCCAAGGGUCGUUGUACUACACGAUAGGCAAAUGGAACAUAACGCAAGAAUUUUUGAAUAAAAUCGACUGGGAUGCCGUGGUUCUCGGAAAUCACGAAUUUGAUGAUAUGCUGGCUGGAGUUAUACCCUAUAUGGAAGCCAUGAAAUCACCUAUUAUCGUUUCCAAUAUAGACGACAGUCUCGAGCCGAGUAUUCAGGGACUCUAUAACAAGAGCGUCGUAAUUGAAAGAAACGGAAAGAAAAUCGGUAUAAUUGGAGUGAUCUGUACGGACAUUGUGGAAAUUUCCAAACUGGAAAAGCUUAAAUUGCUCGACGAAUCGGCCAGCGUCAACGCAGAAGCGGAGCGCUUAGUGAAAGAGGAGGGAGUGUUUACAGUCGUGGUAUUAUCCCAUGCGGGUUACGAAGUUGAUAAGCAUAUAGCAGCCAACGCUGCGGAUAAAAUUGGCUUGAUCGUUGGAGCGCAUACACAUUCAUUUUUAUAUACCGGAGUUGCAGAGGAUGCUCCAGGGCCGGAGGAACCAGUGGGUCCCUAUCCAACGAUCAUUACCAACGACAAAGGAAACCAGGUACUCAUUGUACAAGCCUCAUCAUUUUCCAGAUAUCUUGGAAACAUCACUGUUUAUUACGAUCAGACUGGAAAUGUGGUGGAUCAUAUAGGCUCUCCUAUUUUCCUGCAAACUUCCAUAGCUAAAGAUCCGGAAAUUACGAAAGCUCUGGAUCCCUGGAAACAACAAAUCAGUGCUUAUGGCAACGAAAUAGUAGGCUCUAGUAUGGUUGAGCUAAGGGUCGGCUGCUACGAUAAAGAGUGCCUUUUGGGAAACCUCAUCGCCGAUUCGAUGGUGUUCGCAUAUUUGGAUCAUGCAGAGAACAACUCCUGGACGUACGCCUCCAUAGCUAUCAUUAAUGCAGCCGGUAUGCGAGCUGGAUUAGAAAUCGGCGAGAUUACAUAUGACGACGCGUGGGUAGCACAGCCCUUCAGCAAUACUAUAGACGUCGGGGAAAUCGAAGGAAAAUACCUCAAAGAAAUAUUCGAAGAAGGUUGUCCGGCAGAGGAGUAUACGGAUUCAUAUUCAGAUUUAAACAUACUCCAAGUGUCUGGGCUUCACAUAGAGUACGAUUUAACAAAACCCAAGGGGAGUAGGGUGGUAUAUAUAGAAGCUAGGUGUCAGGCAUGCCAAAUUCCAAUCUACGAGGAGGUGGACCCAAAUAAAGUUUAUCGGAUCAUAGUCCAAUCCUAUUUAAGGAAAGGUGGGGAAAGAAUCAGCGCUCUUACAGACAAUUUGAGGAACGUUCAAAUAGGCCAAACCGACUUGGAUGUGUUUAUGAACUAUAUGCAGAGGAAAUCUCCAGCGUACGAAGAACUGGAAGAAAGAAUUGUAGUAACGAAGAAAAACUAAAGAACUCUUUUUAGAUGGUGCGACUCUCUUACGCAAGAAAAAAUUUGAAAUUACUGAAGUAAUAAAAUUGUUGUAUAUUUUGUAACCUGCUGAUACACCAUUGCAUAGAAUUAAAUAAUAUAGAAGCCCUAAACACCGUAAAAUUUAAUACGAUCUGAGACUAAAAUAUCCUAACUUGAAAAUGUAAGAUUGACGAACUGUGAGGUCAGGUGUUAUUGAUUGAAAGCGAGAUGUGCAACAACACGUGCAUUAUUAUUCAAACAAACUUCUGCAGGUCAAUACUAUUGCGUU
Messenger RNA from Cylas formicarius (sweet potato weevil), 2165 nucleotides. Its product is annotated as apyrase-like. The transcript has 9 exons. Gene Ontology annotation, biological process: AMP catabolic process. Gene Ontology annotation, molecular function: 5'-nucleotidase activity. Gene Ontology annotation, cellular component: plasma membrane. The record is from RefSeq and is a predicted model, not a curated record. NCBI's taxonomy places the organism in Eukaryota, Metazoa, Arthropoda, Insecta, Coleoptera, Brentidae. The coding region runs from base 273 to 1874 and encodes 533 amino acids.